This is a messenger RNA of Camellia sinensis, 1479 nucleotides long. The record is from RefSeq and is a predicted model, not a curated record. Lineage: Eukaryota; Viridiplantae; Streptophyta; Magnoliopsida; Ericales; Theaceae.
AUGUGGAAGCUCUUCGUUGAUGGGGCAUCCAACAGGCAUGGGGCUGGGCUGGGUAUUGUACUGACUUCAUCGGAUGGGCUGAUUAUCGAGCAGGCAAUUAUGCUCGGCUUCCCAGCAUGCAACAAUAAAGCGGAGUAUGAAGCCCUCCUUGUCGGACUAAGAAGCGCAUUGAGAAUGAAGGCGUCAGCCCUGAUGGUAUUCAGCGAUUCCAAGCUGGUGGUCAAUCAGGUCUCGGGGAAGUAUGAGGCAAAGGACGAAAGAAUGGCCAAGUAUCAAGCGCUGGUACGCGCAGAGAUCAAGAAGUUCGCUGCAAUAAGGAUGGAACAAAUCAACCGUGAGGAAAACAACGCGGCUGAUGAAUUGGCCGGACUUGCUUCUGCUCAGACAGCUUUUCCUAACCCCUUGAUGAUAGAAUUUUUACCUCGGCCAAGCAUUGAGGAACCGGAAAUAACCAAGGUGCUCUGCGCCGACUUGGGUCCUUCCUGGAUAGACCCCAUCAUCGUCUUCUUGAAAGAUAGAGUUCUACCGAAAGAGAAGAAGGCGGCCAACAAGAUCCGGGCCAAGUUAGAACGGUUUUGGCUCUCCCCGUCCGGAGCCUUGUAUAAGAAGUCUUUUACCGGGCCAUAUCUGAAGUGCGUUCACCCUGCUAAGGUGGAAGCCUUCUUUUAUGAGAUCCAUGAAGGCAUCUGCGGCAGCCAUACUGGGGGUAGGUCACUGGCUUACAAAGCAAUUUCCCAAGUGGGGCCACUCCCAGCAGCCCCGGGCAAUCGCAAAUUCUUCAUCGCCGCCACCGAUUACUUCACAAAGUGGGUUGAGGCUGAGCCACUGGCGACCAUAAAGGAAAAGGAUGUGAAGAAUCUUGUUUGGCAAAAUGUUAUCACUCACUUCGGUAUACCCAAGGCCCUCAUCUCAGAUAAUGGCACUCAAUUCGAUGGGAAACUCUUUCGCGGAUUUUGCGAAGAGCUGAAGAUCGAAUUCUAUAAUUCAACGCCGGCCUAUCCUCAGUCAAAUGGUCAAGCAGAAGCCUCAAACAAGACCAUCAUGGAUGGGCUGAAGAAGCGGCUUGAGAAGGCCAAGGGGAGGUGGGCUGAAGAACUCCCUAACGUACUCUGGGUGUACCACACUACGCCAAGACGGUCGACCGGAGAAACUCUGUUUGCCUUGGCCUAUGGCAUGGAAGCCGUUAUCCCGCUGGAAAUUGGCAUACCAACCAUCCGGUCCGAAAGCUUCCAGCCAGAUUUGAACAAUGAAGCAGUGGCAUUAGAGCUAGACCUUGCCGAGAAAAGGAGGGAGUGGGCCCUAAUCCACAUAGCAGCCUAUCAGCAAGAACUCUCCAAGAAAUACAAUAAGGCUGUGCACCCCAGGCUAUUCAAGAUCAGGGACUGGGUCUUAAGAAAAAUGCUGGGCAACACGGUGGUCCCUGGCGAAGGAAAGCUCGGUGCAAAUUGGGAAGGACCAUACAAGCUUUCUGGACCUUAA